Sinocyclocheilus grahami is the source of this 342-nucleotide messenger RNA. Its product is annotated as complexin-3-like. NCBI's taxonomy places the organism in Eukaryota, Metazoa, Chordata, Actinopteri, Cypriniformes, Cyprinidae. The record is from RefSeq and is a predicted model, not a curated record. Gene Ontology annotation, molecular function: syntaxin binding. Gene Ontology annotation, cellular component: SNARE complex; terminal bouton. Gene Ontology annotation, biological process: neurotransmitter transport; synaptic vesicle exocytosis; regulation of neurotransmitter secretion. The coding region runs from base 1 to 342 and encodes 113 amino acids. The transcript is spliced from 3 exons.
AUGGCUUUCAUGGUGAAACACGUAGUCGGCGGUCAGCUGAAGAACCUGACGGGAGGUCUGACAGAAGAGAAAUCUGACGGAGACAAAACCGAAGCCGCCGCUAAAGGAAUGACCCAAGAAGAGUUUGAGCAGUACCAACAACAGCUAGAGGAGGAAAACCAAACCUUCAUGAUCUUCUCAAAGGUGAUCAAAACCGAAGACAACCAGGAGGAGGAACAGAAGCAGUCUGUUCUGGGUCACCUGACCAACAUCCAGAACGUGGACAUGGGCCACCUGAAGGGCAAAGCUCAGGCCACGCUGGAGGAUCUGAAGAACUCGGCGGAGAAGUGCUGCGUCAUGUGA